UUGGAACUCACACUACUCAAAAACACUAAAAACCUUGUGAGAUAGAAAAACAAAGAGAUAAUGGCGGGCAUAGCAUCAAACUGGAAGGUUCUUAGCGGCGAGAACAAUUGGGAUGGUCUUUUAGAUCCCAUUGAUGAUAAUCUUCGUCAUUAUCUUAUUAACUAUGGUUUUUUGACUGCAGCUGCUCCGGCUGCUUUAAAUGGCGUCAAGAAAUCCCCUGGAUAUGCAUUGUCUCGAUAUCCACCUGAGAAUUACUUUUCUGAAGUUGGUAUAGAAAAAGGCAAUCCUUUCAAAUACCAAGUGACUGACUUCUUUUACGGGAGAUCAGAAAUUGACUUUCGAGAUUGGAUGAUAGCAGGCCAAUCUGCUUAUUUUGGGUUCGUUGCUGUUACCACAGAUGAAGGGAAGAUCGUUACAGGGAGAAGAGACAUUGUGGUUUGUUGGAGAGGAACCACCUUUACGAUCGAAUGGUUUGAGGAUUUUGACGCUACUUUCACCUCUGGUUCAGAUUUGUUUCCUGACACCGAUGCUAAAGUGCACAAGGGUUUCCACAGUGUCUACACUACCUCUAAAUCAGAUUCAACUUACAAUAAGAGGAGUGCUAGAGAGCAGGUUCUAGCAGCAGUCAGGAGAAAUGUGGACAAGUAUGCAGCACUGAAGGAGGAUGUGAGCAUCACCAUAACUGGACACAGUUUGGGUUCAGCCCUAGCAACCCUAAACGCAAUGGACAUAGCUUUCAAUGGGUACAAUAAGCCAAGCGGAUCCGACACUGGAUACCCAGUUACCGCCUUUGUUUUUGCGAGUCCGCGAGUUGGAAACAAGGAGUUUCAAGAUGUGUUCAACGGACUGCAAGAUGCUGGUACUCUUCAUCUCUUACGGAUUAGAAACCAUAAGGAUAUUGUUCCUGAGCUUCCGCCAAAAAUUUUUGACUUUAUCUAUGAAGACGUUGGUGUGGAGCUUUACCUUGACACAACCAAGUCACCGAACAUAAAAGGCGAGAGUAUUCCAGAAGCACAUGAUCUGAACCUUUACAUGCAUGGAGUUGCAGGUUAUCAAGGGAACGAGGAUUUCAAGUUGGUUAUUAAUCUUGAUUUUGCCCUUUUGAACAAAUAUAACGAUCUUUUGCAAGAUAGCUGUGGUGUGCCUCCUAAAUGGUGGAGUAAUGUGUUUAGACAAGGUAUGAUUCAAUUGGAUGAUGGAACCUGGAAGCUUAAUGACUAUGUGCCUGAUCCUCCAACUGAUGACGAUGCUGCUACUGCUGCUACAGAGAAUGGAACCAACUAAUAUAUGAAUCAUAUGUCAUUGUAAUGUGACAGUGGCUAAUAAAUAAGAAGUGUGUGAGAAAUAAACUCCUCCUAUCUGCAUGAUCUGCUAUGCGGUGGAUGGUUGGUCUUGUGCUUGUUGAUCUAGUCUGAUUUGCUUGUGCUUGCAAUAUAUAUGUAUUGUAUCUCGUUUUGUGUUUCUAAUAAAAGAUGAUCAGUUCAUCUACUUGCUCUAAA
Messenger RNA from Jatropha curcas, 1499 nucleotides. Its product is annotated as phospholipase A1-II 1. Lineage: Eukaryota; Viridiplantae; Streptophyta; Magnoliopsida; Malpighiales; Euphorbiaceae. Gene Ontology annotation, biological process: lipid metabolic process. Gene Ontology annotation, molecular function: glycerophospholipid phospholipase A1 activity. The record is from RefSeq and is a predicted model, not a curated record.